This is a messenger RNA of Paraglomus brasilianum, 555 nucleotides long. The record is from the annotation of a GenBank genome assembly. Lineage: Eukaryota; Fungi; Glomeromycota; Glomeromycetes; Paraglomerales; Paraglomeraceae.
AUGUCAAGAAAAAUAGAUCGUCGACCUGGAGGUAUUAUAGACGAAGAUACUAGACGGCAGAGUCUAAAGCGCCGUCUCGACGGUCUCGAACGUGACAACUACCAGGAAGUACCCGAGUUAGAGCUUCUUGGAACAGUUAUUAAGCCAAGAAGGACGUCAGAAGUGGGUGAUCGAGACGGGGCGAUAGCCAACAAGAAACCACGCCUACGAAGUAAGAAAGAAAUUCUCCGCCAACUGUAUAUCAAAAAGUCUUUAAAGACAUUAAUCGACGAGUCGAGGGUAGAACUAGCUUCAGAAGACAUGCCGACAUAUUUAACAGCUGCUGCUUCGCCUUCAAAGUUUCCUCCAAAAAAAUUUUGUUCAGUGUGUGGGUUUUUGUCAAAGUACAACUGUAAGCAAUGUGGUGCGAAAUAUUGCAGUUUGGCUUGUAAGGCAACGCAUACGGACAUGAGAAACACACCAGUAGUAGAAAUGGAGGAAUACCGUGAUGAAGCCGAGGAAGAUGAUGUUGAACCUGAACUCGUAGCUGGUCUGAUUGGGUUUGGAUUUGUUUGA